AUGAUUGUGAAGACAGUGCCUCUUCCUGCUGGGUCGACGUCAGUUCUGGCGAAGCCAACAAAGUACCACUACUAUCCUCAUAAUCAACACAUCUAUUUGUUACCUGAAUGCGCCAUACAACAGGUUUGCAACGCCGUGUAUGUGCGGCUCAACUACACGCAGCCUCUUUGCGCAUGCCCAGCCCGAUACCGAGACCCGUGUUCAGCCAGUCUUAACGCCGAUGACUUGCAUACUACGCGACUUACCACAGAUUCCAAAAAGAAGUAUGCGAGUAAGGCGGUGACACUGGUGAAAACUUGCGAGGCAGUCUCAGAGAUGCGUGAAUGCCGAGCGCCGCGAGAUUGGUCACUAUUGGCAUUACAGAACAUCAGGACCGGCAAGUCUCACUACCUGGUUAUUUGCAAAUGUCCCGAAGAACAUAUAUUAGAAGGGCCAAUGUCGCAUGACCAGCCAACCUAUGCCUCGGUACCAGGGAUCAGAGUGUACGGCAUGAUGUGCGUUCGACCGACCACUGCUUAUCAUUCACCUUACAAGAACCGUUUUACCUCUGGCUUGAGUAUCCAGAGUACUACAGGAGCCUACAAAGUGGACUAUUCUCAAACGCACUCAUAUGCAGACAAGCAGCCUGUAUACAACAGAUACCACUCACACAGCUACAGCGAUCCAUAUUACAACAGGAGAUCUCGGAUUGCAAGAGUUAGGCGGUCAACCGAAGAUUAUCCCCCAUUUCCAUGGUACAAAGUUAUCGAACUAGCACGGUCAUUACAUUGGAUUAAUUAG
Arctia plantaginis is the source of this 780-nucleotide messenger RNA. The record is from the annotation of a GenBank genome assembly. Lineage: Eukaryota; Metazoa; Arthropoda; Insecta; Lepidoptera; Erebidae.